CUGGCGGCGCGGCCCCUUCCUUCCCCUGUCAUUGGGCCGGUCCGGCUCUCCCCACCGCGGAAUGGGAAUGGGCCGGCCCGGGGAUGCGCGGGCAGGAGGGGCCCAAGAUGGCUGAACUGCAAGUGGACUCGACGGUGGGAGGGGGCGGCCUCGGGGACUGCCGCGGCCCGGCCAGCGCCAGCCCCCGCAGCUCCUCCUCCUCUGCCGCCGCCGCCGCCACGGCUUCCUCUCGCGGCCACGGCCGCUCAGCCGCCGCCGCCACGGCCUCGGCUCUGUCGUCACCGCCGCAGCCGCCGUCGCAGCCCGGGCCGGGGCCGCCCGAACGGGCGGGGGGCGCGGGGCGCUGGGUCCGGCUCAAUGUGGGCGGCACGUACUUCGUGACCACCCGGCAGACGCUGGGCCGGGAGCCCAAGUCGUUCCUGUGCCGCCUCUGCUGCCAGGAGGAUCCCGAGCUGGACUCCGACAAGGAUGAGACAGGAGCCUAUCUGAUUGACAGAGAUCCAACAUACUUUGGUCCUAUCCUAAACUACCUCCGCCACGGGAAACUCAUCAUUAAUAAGGAAUUGGCAGAAGAAGGUGUCUUGGAAGAAGCGGAAUUUUACAACAUUGCAUCUCUUGUGCGACUGGUUAAGGAAAGGAUACGGGACAAUGAGAACAUAACCUCACAAGGCCCUGUGAAGCAUGUAUACAGAGUUCUGCAGUGCCAAGAGGAAGAACUUACCCAGAUGGUCUCCACUAUGUCUGAUGGUUGGAAAUUUGAACAGCUAAUAAAUAUUGGAUCUUCCUAUAGCUAUGGAAAUGAGGAUCAGACAGAAUUCCUGUGUGUUGUCUCCAGGGAGCUAAAUAACUCUACUAAUGGUAUUGUCAUAGAGCCUAGUGAGAAGGCAAAGAUUCUUCAGGAACGAGGCUCUCGGAUGUGAACUAGGAAUCUGGCUCCACUGAAGUCCUGGACAUCAAUAGGUCACUCCAGCAGAGCAUCUCUCCAAAGUUCAACCUUGCUCUUGUACAGUAACCAUGCUGAGGCAAGGCAAAGCUGAACCUGGCUCACCAAUGGAGAGUCAUUCUGGCCGAAACCAAAGGAUUCCCCCCCUCACUGUAGGAAACUAAAAAAACUGAUGAUACUCCUACCUAAAGAGUUCUUUUUCAGAAACCUGCCUUUGUUUUCUUAGCCAGGGCUAUAACAAAUCUUUACAAUAGGUGUGCCAGGUUCCUAGUUGGCGCCUUUACCAGGAUCUGGGGGAAGGGGAGGACAAGGACAUACAUAGCCAACCUGUACUCCAUAGAUGGCUGGAUCAGGUGAAAAACAGGAUUCCUACCUGGGCUUGCCAUGUUCUCACUCCAAGGUUUACUAAGUUGGAAAUUUGCAGCUACUCGACAUCACUCUCUCCUUCCUCUCCCCCCUCAUUUCUUCAAACGGGUACAGCAGAUGCAAAGAAAUCUAGCACAGAUUGACAAUAGAAAAACUUUUAUUUUUAAUGGAAAGUUGAUUUUUGACACUGAAACACUUCAUGUUUGCUUUACAUGUCAGUUUCCCAAUUUUGGAAUUGGGUUCUAAAUAAAUUUGAGAAGAGGUUGUGUCUUUGUUGAACUCAGGCACUGGGAUUAAAAGAUAAACUUGCUUACAUUGUCUCACAUCACUGAAACUUGCCAUCUUCCCACAGGAGCUAUGAAUGGACCCAUCUUUGGGCAAGAGGAAGACUAUGGCUCCUUUUCCCUUGUGUCCCGAGAGAUCCCAAGCAAUCCAGCCGGUUUGGUUGGGGUUACGGGUGCUUGCUAGCACUUAGUCUGGGGCGCUUCAUGCUGCCUUGUUCAGCUUUGCCUUGCUUGCCUCUAACAGCAAGGAUGCUCCUAAGGCCCUGCUGUGUCUCCGCUGCACUUGCUGCAGAAGGUGUGAGGCAGACCUUUGUUCUGUACUCUUGUCUAUCCAACAGGUAGGCUACUUAACCAGCAGAUAAGUGAGAGUUACUAUAAUGAGUAUUUCAGCUGCCUCUGCAGCCUCCCUCCACCCCCUGUCGGUCCUGUCUCCCUCUGUCGGCCUGUGAGCUCCCUGGCAGUAGCUGGCACAGGACUUAGGGGGAGGGGGGGAAGUUGUCAAAAUUGUUGUGAUGUUGCCAUGUAUUGUUGCAAAGUAUUGUUAACUUGUGUGACCGUCUUUUUGAGAAUGCCUUGAAUGAACGUGCAAUGUUUGUAUAUGCCUCUCUUGGAUUUCUAAUUUUAGCCAAUAGAAUUCACGGAUGCUUCAGUGACCCUGUACCAUACUAGUGUAUGUACUUACUUGGAUGGUAGUUUCUGAGGUCUUGCACUUCUCCUAUGACUCCCUUCGACACCUGUCACCCCUCUCCCUACAGUGUCAUGUCUAAUCCCAGACUACUUGUUUGGCUAGUAUGGGAAAUCAUACUAAAGUCCUCUAUUAGGCAGUGACCAAAGGAACUGCACCUAGGACAUUUCUGGCAUUUCCAGUUCCUGUCUUUGAGUAUAUAAGGGGCCAAAUAUUCCUUCUUUUAUCCCUGAUGAUGUGCAAUGUUGUGGCGUUUUAUUAAAGAUAUACACGCAGUUCCCCUGGGAAGCAUAUACUGGUAUUAAGGUUCUGGCUGAGUUGAGGGUUUUUUGGGAGCACUUUCAGACCUCUGUGCCACUCAGCUAUUGUGUUCCCUAGGUAGAAGUUGUUUCUGUGGGACCAGGGCAAGUCUGGACUGUCCACUGCCAAUUGCCUUUUGAACUUGUUGUGGGCCAGUCCUUAGAUGGCCUGACUCUUUGUCACAUUACCUAGUCUGGUCCUCCCUUGUGUUGUGUCCCUUAUCCUUUUGUAUGGUCUGGUAACUUGUAUAUCUUGACUGAGCCUCAGUAAUACUUGGGGUACGUACGUAGUUAUAUGCAUAUGAAACCAGUAUUGGUAACGUAAAACUUCAGCCCUUAUCCAGUACCUUUUCACAGCAAAGAAACAUUGUCUAAAUCAAAGGACACGUAAGAGUGCUGAAAACAGCCCCACAAGACUUCAUAACAUCAACUCCAUCAUCUCUUUCGGAGAAGAAAUUCUUAGUCAAGAGGAGAGCAUUGUGUAAAGGUAAUAGGAAGGGCUGCUGUGUUGAGAGAGAUUUGGGUAGGUGUGAGAAAGGUACUACUCAGCUGUUAACCACAGGCAGUAGGCAUGUCACCAGAGGAGAGAGGCUUCCUUUGGGGUCCUCUGCCUAAGUUCUUUUUGGUUGGGGCUUCAGAUCCCCCAUUUGUCUCUUAUGAAAUCAGACCAUUGGAAACAUGCCUGAGAAUAAGUGUCCUGUGAUAAGGACAGUGGCUGUGGGGUAAUCCCCAGCCCAGGGCCCAAACCUAGGUACUUAGAACACAAAACACAGGUUUCACAUGGGAAGAAGAGUGACCAGGGAGUUGGCUGAGCUGGCACCUAUUAGGUAAAUAAACUAAAAUGUGGUUUAAUAGCCUGUCAAAUGCCUUUAGAAUAGCCUGUGUUUCCCCUUUAAGAUUAUCGGGAAGUAGCUCAAGCAUCUACCUUGUGGCUACUUCUUACAGGCUAAUUGGUAUUUAGCAAGUUUCUUCCACCAUAGCCCAGGGCCACUAAAAACAAAGUUUCCAAUAGUUUAAGAAAUGAAUUCAAUACUUUUCCACAUUCUAGAAUUAAUGCAACAGAUGAUUCAAUUGAUUUGGUUUCUACAGCUCAAGCUACAGUGAAAAUUUAUCUUAUAGAGGCCCUUUAUUAACCAAGUUAAUGUGCUUGACAAAAGCUUUCUCCCACAAGGAGAGCUAGCCUUAUUCCUGGAAAUUUACCUAUCAGCUUGGUCCAAUUUCUCAAGUUGUCCAGUCUUGUCAGCUGUACUCAGCACAGCGGUGUUCAGAGAUAAAUCCUGUCUGCUUUUUUAUUCCCCUCUUAGCAACCGAGAGUGCUAAGGAGACUGUCGGGUCAGUGCAAUGAAAGGGCUGGCAUCUCCAUUAGGAGGUUCCCUGAGCCUGGCUGUGGAAGCAGUGUCCUUUUUUUGUCAAGUUUCCAAAGGCCUAAUCUGUUUUCAUGGCAGUGAAAUGGGGAGGCGGGAGGUGUGGAAAGGCCCAACCUCCUCCAAAGUGUCUUUGUUUCUGCACAUUUUUAACUGAUCUCAGGGGUGACAUUGAGGUGCUGGGGAGGAGGGGCCAGAGAUAUCAAGAGAGAAAGGGGCAGCGCCCCAGCAGGGAUGGGACUCCCAUGCCCUCCAGUGUCGCCUGCAAUUCAGAUGUGUGAUACUGUAUCUGUCACUUGUUGGUGCCCUUUGCUACUGUUAGUGUUUGAAUAACAUUUGAAAUGCUGUGAUUUUUUUUUCGUCAAUAAAGACAGUUAAAACAAAUUUA
Trichosurus vulpecula (common brushtail) is the source of this 4329-nucleotide messenger RNA. It is a transcript of the gene KCTD2, whose product is annotated as potassium channel tetramerization domain containing 2. Lineage: Eukaryota; Metazoa; Chordata; Mammalia; Diprotodontia; Phalangeridae. Gene Ontology annotation, cellular component: Cul3-RING ubiquitin ligase complex; cytoplasm. Gene Ontology annotation, molecular function: cullin family protein binding. The transcript has 6 exons. The record is from RefSeq and is a predicted model, not a curated record. Gene Ontology annotation, biological process: proteasome-mediated ubiquitin-dependent protein catabolic process; protein homooligomerization. Bases 84 to 920 code for a protein of 278 amino acids.